GAGGCCGAGCCGCUCUGGACGGAGGUGCACAGUCAGAGCGCGCUCGAGAUGAAGCAGCACGCCGAGUCAUCGAAGGGCCUCUUCAUUAAGGCGGGCCAGGCGAUGAGCAGCAUGCCAGGAACUCUGCCAGACGAGUAUGUGACCCAGUUCAAGUCGCUCACGAACGAUUUGCCCGUGAGCAGGAUCGAG
This is a messenger RNA of Prorocentrum cordatum, 189 nucleotides long. Lineage: Eukaryota; Dinophyceae; Prorocentrales; Prorocentraceae. The record is from the annotation of a GenBank genome assembly.